Messenger RNA from Candidozyma duobushaemuli, 1530 nucleotides. It is a transcript of the gene NOP5, whose product is annotated as RNA-processing protein. NCBI's taxonomy places the organism in Eukaryota, Fungi, Ascomycota, Pichiomycetes, Serinales, Metschnikowiaceae. Gene Ontology annotation, cellular component: small-subunit processome; box C/D methylation guide snoRNP complex. The record is from RefSeq and is a predicted model, not a curated record. Gene Ontology annotation, molecular function: snoRNA binding. Bases 1 to 1530 code for a protein of 509 amino acids. The transcript has a single exon.
AUGGCUUACGUGUUGACGGAAACCGCUGCCGGUUACGCCUUGCUUAAGGCUGCCGACAAGAAGAUCCACAAGUCCACCUCUUUGUUCGAGGACUUGAACUCGGCUGAGAAGGUUGCCGAGCAGUUUAAGAUCCAUCGUUUCGAGAAGUUCCAGUCUGCCGCCAAUGCCUUGGAAGAGGCCAACGCCGUUGUCGAAGGUAAGGUUUCUGACUCUUUGAAGAAGAUGUUGGAGGACGUUAAGUUGGAGAAGAAGGUCACUUUGAUUGUCAGUGAGGCCAAAUUGGGUAAUGCCAUCAACAAAUUGGGUUUGAACUACUCCGUUGUCUCUGACGCUGCCUCCUUGGACUUGCACAGAUCUAUCAGAGAGUUCUUGCCAGAGCUCUUACCCGGUUUGGACGACUCUGUCUUGAAGCAGAUGUCCCUUGGUUUGGCUCACUCUAUUGGUAGACACAAGUUGAAGUUCUCCGCUGACAAGGUCGACACCAUGAUUGUCCAGGCUAUCGCUCUUUUAGACGACUUGGACAAGGAAUUAAACACAUACGCCAUGAGAUGUAAGGAGUGGUACGGUUGGCACUUCCCUGAGUUGGCCAAGCUCAUAACAGACUCUGUUGCUUAUGCCAGAAUCAUCUUGACAAUGGGUGUUAGAUCCAACGCUGCCGAGACCGACUUGUCUGAGAUCUUGCCCGAAGAGGCCGAGGAGCAGGUCAAGAGUGCUGCUGAGGUUUCUAUGGGUACUGAGAUCACUGAGGUUGACUUGGACAACAUCAAGUCUCUUGCUGAGCAGAUUGUCGAGUUCGCCGCCUACAGAGAGCAGUUGUCCAACUACUUGUCUUCGCGUAUGAAGGCCAUUGCUCCCAACUUGACCUCUCUUGUUGGUGAGUUGGUUGGUGCUAGAUUGAUUGCCCACGCCGGUUCGCUUACUUCUUUGGCCAAGGCCCCUGCCUCCACCAUCCAGAUUUUGGGUGCCGAGAAGGCCCUUUUCAGAGCCCUCAAGACCAAGCAUGACACACCUAAAUACGGUUUGUUGUACCACGCAUCUUUGGUUGGUCAGGCUACCGGUAAGAACAAGGGUAAGAUCGCCAGAGUUUUGGCCGCCAAGGCCGCUGUGGCUUUGAGAUAUGACUCGCUUUCCGAAGACAGAGACGACUCUGGUGACUUUGGUUUGGAGGUCAGAUCCAAGGUUGAGUCCAGAUUGAGUGCCUUGGAGGGCAGAGACUUGAGAACCACCUCGAAGGUUGUCAGAGACGCCAAGAAGGUGGAUAUCACCGAGGCCCAGUCCUACAACGCCGACGCCGAUACCCUUGCACCUGCUGAUUCUGACGAUGAGUCCGAUGAUGAAGAGCCUAAGAAGAGAAAGAGAGACGACGACGAGGAUGAGAAGGUCAGCAAAAAGCUGAAGAAGGAGAAGAAGGACAAGAAAGAGAAGAAGGACAAGAAGGACAAGAAGGACAAGAAAGAGAAGAAGGAGAAGAAAGAGAAGAAAGAGAAAAAGGAGAAGAAAGACAAGAAGGAGAAGAAGGAGAAGAAGUAA